AUGGAACUGACGAAUGAGUUAAGUGAGGUCUCUUCUGCAGCCCAAGGCUAUUAUCAGAAGGAACAAGAAGAAACAGAAAAGAAAAGAGAAAUUGCCCUAAUAAAAGAAAAGACGGUCCGGGAAGCAGCAACUAAUACGAAGGAACAACAAGAAAAACUCGAAAAACAAGUACGUGAAGCUAAACGAGAUUUUGAGAGGGCUAUGGAUUCUAUGCCGAGUGGAAUGGAGCUUGUUGGAAUGCAUGUUGUCGAGACGAUAACAAAUUUGAUUUCCAGCGGUUCUUCAUCCGUUCUCCGCAAGUUAGGGUCUCCUUCUGACCCUAAUUCGCAGGAGGACUCGUCAGGAACAGGGCAAAUGCAUACAGUCACCCUUGGAGGAGAUCAGUUGAAACAACUGAUUAUUCAGUUGGUUGAACACGUUAAGUCUGGGGUCCGAGGAAAAGACCCAAGUGGGGCUAGAGAAACCUUAUCUGGAAAGCUCCAAUCGUUGAGGCUCUGGAUGGAGAGUUUAAACAAAGAUUUCUCUGCUAAAGAGGACAGCGCCUCAGGUAGGGAACUGGCGGAGCUAUUCUCGAAAGGAUUGGAGAUCUGCAAAAGAGCUGAAAAAUUAUCCAAUGAAAUUUCCUCUCAACCGAAAGAUAUGGAAGCAGUGGCCAAGGAAGCAUCAGUCCUAAAAGAAAAGGUUUGCAAGUUUUGCACAAAAAUUAAAGCAAAUUCAGGAGGAAAUCCAUUUUACACCAAACCUCCAAGGCAAGUCAAAACAACAACCAGUGCUGCCAAUUCCGCCUCUUCUGGUUUGACCAACACAGUUGUUGAAAAUGCACGCUUUAAAGUCGCUGAAGCAAGGGGUCUCUUGGAAAAACAGGAGGACCGCUAUGACAAAGCAUGCGAAGAAAUGAAAGAGAGCAACAAAAAGCUAGGUGAAGUAUUGCAGGAACUUGCACAAUUCAGCCCAGAAAAGAUUGCUGAUAUAGAGGAAAUUAGAAAGACGCUGAGGCUUGGUCUUCAAGCCCUUGCCUCACUUCGUGAAAAGUGGCAGAAACUGGUGGAGUUCUUCCAGUUUGUUACUAGUAUUAUUAAGGCAUGUCAGAAUGAGAGUAUUGCAAGCUUUGUUCAGUACGCUAAGGUAGGCCAAAAGCAAGCAUUAACCAACGGCUAUGCCGGAACCGAUUUCAUGAGAGAUGUCAUCUACGAACAAGUGAAUCAAGCAAACACAACUUCGUACGUGGUUUGGUCGAUUUCCAACAUGUACGUGGAAAUAUCCCGCAAUCACCUGAUGGGCCGUUUGGCCAGUCUUAGCCAUCUGAUCGCAUUGGAUCCAGAGAAGGAUCGACAUAAAAUCGAGGUGAUGAAGAAUGAGCUCUUGGAAGGCAGCAAAGAAGCCCAAGAGGCGAUAAAAAGGCUUGUGUGGGAGGCUCAAGAUCAGUAUCACGAGAAGGUUGAAAAAAGAAUCAAGCAGAUUGAGUCCGAGCUGAUGAAAGCACUUCCCCCAGAAGAUCCAUCAAGAAUAAAAGAAAUACAAGCCACCGUUAAAGAAGCCAUCAAAGAGGCAGAUGAUGAACUUGAUGAAGAUCAGUUCGCCUGA
Porites evermanni is the source of this 1584-nucleotide messenger RNA. Lineage: Eukaryota; Metazoa; Cnidaria; Anthozoa; Scleractinia; Poritidae. The record is from the annotation of a GenBank genome assembly.